Molecule: messenger RNA, 2182 nt
Organism: Morus notabilis
Lineage: Eukaryota; Viridiplantae; Streptophyta; Magnoliopsida; Rosales; Moraceae
Product: F-box/kelch-repeat protein At3g23880
Exons: 3
Coding region: 1-1872 (623 amino acids)
Molecular function (GO): protein binding
Source: RefSeq, a predicted model, not a curated record
AUGGCGAGCUUCUAUGAUCUGCCAAAGGAGGUGGUAGAGGAAAUCAUGUCGCGGGUGCCUGCAAUUUCUGUACUCCGAUUCAAGUGCGUCAACAAAUAUUGGCACGCACUUAUAAGUGCUUUGAUCAAUGAUCAAAUAUUUGUUUCUAAACACCUCGACUACGCGAAAAACAACUGUCAUGCAUCCUUAAUCUUUAGUGAUGAGUGCCCGCACCUGGACCACCGCUGGAUAGACUGCGACGAAAGCUGCAAACUCUUAUUGAUCACUAUGGUCAAUGAUAGUGAAAUUGAUAAUAUUCGUGUCGCCCUUGAAUUUCUCAAGUUACCACUUAUUCAGAAUGAAACUGGCUACAUGUGGCAGGGUAUUUUGGACAUUCGUCAAUGUGAUGGCAUCAUUCUUCUUGUCAAAGACAAACAAACCUUAGUGUUGUGCAAUCCAAUAUUACAUGAAUUCAAAAUUCUUCCGGCAUCAAAGUAUGACCCCAUUGAUAGUUUCGUCGAGCUGGCUAGUCCUUUCGGAGUCGGAUUUGGAUAUGAUCAUAGAGCUAAUGUUUACAAGACUAUUAGGGUUUUCUAUGAUCACGAUAACACCACCGAAAGAGCUGAGAACCAGCGAUCAAAGCGUUGUUUCAGCAAUCCUAAAUUCGCAAAUGUAAUAGCUAACCGGAAAUUUUCUGCGGAUUUAAGAUUUGAUUUGGAAGCGGAAAUGUCGAGCUUCCACCAUCUUCCAACAGAGGUGGUGGAGGAGAUCAUGUCGUGGGUGCCUGCCGACGAGCUAAUACGAUUUAAGCGCGUAAGCAAGUCAUGGUACGGUGUUAUCUCUGGUCUCAUCGAUGAUCCAUCAUUUGUAGCAAAACAUCUCCGCCAUACGAAGAUGAGGUUCUCUUCAUCCUUAAUUUUCACUCACUUUUGCCCCCAUCUGGACCAUAAUGGGGUAGAUUGCCAAGGAGACAUAUUCUCAUUGGUCACAGUAUUGAAUGGUGAUCACGACGAUGAUCGUAUUCUCUCUGUUAUUGAAGAACUCAAUUUACCACCACCUCGGGAUGGAGGCCAUAAUAGGUUGGGUAGGUGGCGUAUUCGUUAUCAUUCUGAUGGGAUCAUUUGCUUAGUUCAAGAUGCUCGUACCAUAAUGGUUUGCAAUCCGGUAUUGCGGGAAUGCAGGCUUCUUCCAUUAACAAAUUAUGCCCGAAAUGUUGGAGAAUUUCUUCCUUCAGCAAUGGGAUUUGGAUAUGAUUCCAGAGCUAAGCAAUACAAGGUUGUUGCAAUUUGGAAUUGUGUAACUGUGAAAGUUGAGGUACACACACUGGGUACGGAAUCUUGGAGAGAGUUUAUCUUGCCUCGAGACAUGGACAUAGCAGAAUUUGUGUAUGAAGCUGCGGUAUAUCGGAUGGGAGUUUGUUAUUGGGUAGUGCGGGAUUUUGAGGGUCAUGACAUGAACCUUUGUUUUGACAUGUCCGACGAGGAAUUUUAUGUCACACAAUUCCCAGAUCUAAGUGAUAUUAAGUUCGAGGUAGAUUGGGCGGGGCUAUCGGUCUGGGAUGACUAUGUUGCUUUAAUUGUGUGCUUUAGAGAUUAUAAUUGUGAUAAGUAUCCACUAUUCGUUGAGAUAUUUGUGAUGGUUGAUAACUCAAGUGGUGAUAAAGGUGCUUCUUCUUGGACCAAACAGUUUUCUAUCGGACCCAUAGUAGAUUUUGUGAGUACAUUAUCAGUCAUCAAGAACAAUGAAUUUCUCAUGCAAGAUAGAGAUAAACAGCUGGUCUCCUACAAUCUUCACACGCAAAAGCGUAGACAUGUCGUCAUUCAUGAUGUAGAUCGAUUGCGGCAUUGGGCUUGUUUCUAUGAGAAGAGUCUGGUUUCUGUUAAAAGUAGAUGAUCAUUGACUCGAGAUUUCAAGCAAAAAGGAAGAAACUCUCAAUUCUGGAAGUAGCUUAAUGAUGAACCAUUAUGGACCGAUGCAUCUUUCAAUCUUCAAGCUUUUGCCUUUUCUUGUUUCUUUUGUUAUUACUAUAUUUUCUUGUAUAUAGCUGUCUUAUGUGCUUAAACUCUCGGGGCGUCAAAUUAUUUUCCAUUUUGGAUGUAAAAAGAAAAAGGGACAAGCAACAUGACAUAGCAGUGGUGUUAGUUUUUCCUUUUAAAUUAAACAAGAAGUUUGGGGUUUCUGAAUCAUAGCUAUACUUGAAAUA